Eriocheir sinensis (Chinese mitten crab) is the source of this 1221-nucleotide messenger RNA. RefSeq names its product prespore vesicle protein-like. The coding region runs from base 1 to 1221 and encodes 406 amino acids. The transcript has 3 exons. NCBI's taxonomy places the organism in Eukaryota, Metazoa, Arthropoda, Malacostraca, Decapoda, Varunidae. The record is from RefSeq and is a predicted model, not a curated record.
AUGCAAUGUUCAGAGUACGACAACUUGGCAACGCUGCGGGUGUGUGUUGGUGUGAGGUUCCAGGAGUUCCCAGUGAUCCGUCAGCAGAACCCAGCAACACAGACCAAUCCAGAGCAACACAAACCAGUCCAGAGCAACACAGACCAAUCCAGAGCAACACAGACCAGUCCAGAGCAACACAGACCAAUCCAGAGCAACACAGACCAAUCCAGAGCAACACAGACCAAUCCAGAGCAACACAGACCAAUCCAGAGCAACACAGACCAAUCCAGAGCAACACAGACCAAUCCAGAGCAACACAAACCAUUCCAGAGCAACACAGACCAAUCCAGAGCAACACAGACCAGUCCAGAGCAACACAGACCAAUCCAGAGCAACACAGACCAGUCCAGAGCAACACAGACCAGUCCAGAGCAACACAGACCAAUCCAGAGCAACACAGACCAAUCCAGAGCAACACAGACCAAUCCAGAGCAACACAGACCAAUCCAGAGCAACACAGACCAAUCCAGAGCAACACAGACCAAUCCAGAGCAACACAGACCAAUCCAGAGCAACACAGACCAAUCCAGAGCAACACAGACCAAUCCAGAGCAACACAGACCAGUCCAGAGCAACACAGACCAAUCCAGAGCAACACAGACCAGUCCAGAGCAACACAGACCAGUCCAGAGCAACACAGACCAAUCCAGAGCAACACAGACCAGUCCAGAGCAACAGAGACCAAUCCAGAGCAACACAGACCAAUCCAGAGCAACACAGACCAUUCCAGAGCAACACAGGCCAAUCCAGAGCAACACAGACCAAUCCAGAGCAACACAGACCAAUCCAGAGCAACACAGACCAGUCCAGAGCAACACAGACCAAUCCAGAGCAACACAGACCAGUCCAGAGCAACACAGACCAGUCCAGAGCAACACAGACCAAUCCAGAGCAACACAGACCAGUCCAGAGCAACAGAGACCAAUCCAGAGCAACACGGACCAAUCCAGAGCAACACAGACCAGUCCAGAGCAACACAGACCAGUCCAGAGCAACACAGGGCAACACAGACCAACACAGACCAAUCCAGAGCAACACAGACCAGUCCAGAGCAACACAGACCAGUCCAGAGCAACACAAACCAAUCCAGAGCAACACAGCCCAAUCCAGAGCAACACAGACCAAUCCAGAGCAACACAGGAGAAGGCAAAAUUUGACCAACAAAGUCAGUCGUCUUAG